CCCUGCUGAUCGCCAUCAGCACUGCCGUGGACAGGAUCAUCGCCCACUUCAGCACCGCCCGGAACCUGGUGCAGAAGGCCCAGCUGGGAGACAGUCGGCUCAGCCCAGAUGUGGGUCACCUGCUGCUGCACACCCUCUGCCCUGCGCUCUACGCCUUGGUGGAGGAUGGGCUGAAGCCAUUCCAGAAGGAUGUUAUCACAGGCCAGAGGAGAAAUUCUCCCUGGAGCGUGGUGGAAGCCUCUGUGAAAACAGGCCCCAACACCCGCUCUCUCCACAACCUAUGCUGGCACGUGGCUGGGUUGGCCCCUCUCAGCAGCACCAGGCAGAAGUUUCAUGCCUUUAUCCUCGGCCUUUUGAACAUUAAGCAGCUGGAGCUGUGGAUCUCUCACCUACAGAAGAGCCCAGGUGUCAUCUCCAUGCUGUAUUCACCCAUGGCCUUCUUCGCCCUGAGCCAAGGCCCUCUUCCCCACCUCGCUGAUGAACUGCUGCUGCUCAUCCAGCCCCUCUCAGUGCUGACUUUCCACCUUGACCUCCUCUUUGAACACCACCACCUCUCCAUGGACGUAAGACCCUUGUCCCGUCGGCUGGAGUCACCCCUCUCCCCUGCCCGUCAGGCCACUCAGGCUCGGGGGGCCAUGCAGCCUUCUCUGGAGAGCCAAAGCAGUGCUGCUGGGACAAGCCUGGAAGAUGAAAUCCCCCCUGAUGCCCUGGGGCGGGCAGCGGGUGCAGAGGACACCCAAGGAUCCCAGUCCCAAGCAGCUCUGCACGGGCUGGGUCCUGGUCCCCAGGUGGGGGCUGCCUUGCAGGAGACCUUCCAGCACGUGCUGCGGUGGGGUGACCAGCUCAGUCGCACUUUCCUGGGAGGUGACAGCUCCCCGGAGAGCCAGAGGCCCAGGGCAGGCCCUCAGGAUGCUGGGGCUGGCCUCAGUGGCUGGUGGGGCCAGCUGAGCCAGGCUUCCAGGAUUUAUGCUGCUCCUAGUAAGGAAAAGGUCCCCUUCAUCUGGUGGACAAAGCUGCGGUCGGCUGCGGCUGAUUCCAGCCCCGGCCAGGCUGAACGACCCCACGUAUCCAUCAGUGAGCCUAGAGGCACGGAGCUGCAGCUCCUUCAGACCAAAGCUGUCCCUGAACAUUCUAGCCCAACGCCCGGCAGCAGCACUGACACCUCUGGGACCUCUUCACCUGAAGACCUCAUCCUGCCUGCUGGAGCUGGAGCACCCACCAAGCCAGAUGAUCCCACUGCUGGAGAGAAACUCCUGGCUGCUUCUCCAGAGCCUCGUGCGAAUAGGAACCGGGCAGCCCCUUCUGACCCAGAGGCUGGGGGUCCUCCUGCUAGGUCCAGGAGACCCUCAAGCUGGCUGUCCCCCAGCACACGUGUCCUGGCCGUGGUGGUGAAGGGGCUGGUGUCUGAGAAGACCUGUGAUCAAGAACAGCCCAAGAGGAACAUGCCUGAUGCACCCCAGACCCACAGGGCAGUUCGGGCACUGUGUGACCACACAGGCGCUGGUGAUGGUCACCUGAGCUUCCAAAAAGGGGACAUCCUGCAGCUGCUCUCCACUGUGGAUGAAGACUGGAUCCGCUGCUGCCAUGGAAACAGCACUGGCCUAGUUCCUGUUGGCUACACAUCCCUCAUUUUGUGA
Messenger RNA from Antrostomus carolinensis (chuck-will's-widow), 1637 nucleotides. It is a transcript of the gene RUSC1, whose product is annotated as RUN and SH3 domain containing 1. The annotation marks the transcript as partial. Lineage: Eukaryota; Metazoa; Chordata; Aves; Caprimulgiformes; Caprimulgidae. Gene Ontology annotation, molecular function: protein binding. The record is from RefSeq and is a predicted model, not a curated record. The transcript has 8 exons. Gene Ontology annotation, cellular component: cytoplasmic vesicle.